Molecule: messenger RNA, 698 nt
Organism: Lemur catta (Ring-tailed lemur)
Lineage: Eukaryota; Metazoa; Chordata; Mammalia; Primates; Lemuridae
Gene: GIMD1
Product: GIMAP family P-loop NTPase domain containing 1
Molecular function (GO): GTP binding
Source: RefSeq, a predicted model, not a curated record
AUGGCAGCUCCAGCCAAGAUGACCAUGAACUUGGCCCUUCUUGGCAGGACUCAGAGUGGGAAGAGCGACUUCCACAGCAGCUUCGCUGCACGUUCUGUGACCAAGGACUGUAGCCUGGGCCGCAGCUGUCACCUCCAGGGCUUCGUGCACCGAAGGGGUCAGGAGGUUACCCUGUAGGUGCAGGUGUUGGUCCCCCCAGCUUAUCCGCACGGCAGACUGAGCGAGCAGAGUGGGAAAGAGGAGCUUAGGGACGCCCUGGCGCGUCACUCUGGGCAGGAGGGUCUGCACCUGGCGCUGCUGGGGCAGAGGGUGGACGUGCCCUUCUGUGGACAGGAAGCCACUGGGCCGGUGCGGACGAUCCACGAACUUCUGGGGCAUGCUUGGAAGAAUCACACUGCCAUUCUUUUUACCCACGCAGAAAAAAUAGAAGAGGCUGGAUUCAAUGAAGAUAAAUAUUUACACGAGGCCCCGGAUACACUGUUAACCCUCUGAAAUUCUAUUCAGCACAAAUAUGUUUUCAAGUAUAAAAACGGAAAAUCACUUAAUGAACAAAGAAUGAAAAUCUUGGAAAGAAUCGUGGAAUUUAUAAAGGAGAAUUGUCACCAAGUUCUUACCUUCAAAUAAAAUUUAGGUAAAAGGAAAAGAGCAUUUGAUAUUGGAGGCAGAAACCUGGUUUCAAAAGGUACCUUUGUGAGCAG